CCGUUUUGGGGCUGCAGACCGCGGAGGCCGGGACGUCCCUGCCCAGGAGCCCGGCGCCUAACAUGGUGGCCCGCGCUCCGGCCGGGCAGGGUCCUGGAUGGCCUAGGAACCGGACUGUUCGUGGCAAGGGACUUGAGGACAGUCCUUGCCCUGUCUGCCGCUUUUGCUUUGAAAGGGCGCUUAACACUGGGGUCCGUUUUACUGGUCCAGCGGUGAGAGCUGCUGAAGACACGCUCCGGCUCGGAAGAACCCCACCUGCUCAGACUGUCUGAAGCCUGGGGUGGGGGAUCUGGGGUUUGUUGCACUGUGGCCAAGGCAAUACUCACGCCUUCUCCUCGUGCUAACUUAGCAGAUUUUACUGGAAAGAUGAAACCCGAUGAAACGCCUAUGUUUGACCCAAGUCUGCUUGAAGAAGUGGACUGGAGUCAGAAUACAGCCACAUUUUCUCCAGCCAUCUCUCCAAAGAAUCCUGGAGAAGGCUUGGUUUUGAGGCCUCUUUGUACUGCAGACUUGAAUAAAGGUUUUUUUAAGGUACUGGGUCAGCUGACUGAGACUGGCGUCGUCAGCCCUGAGCAGUUCAUGAAAUCUUUUGAGCAUAUGAAGAAGUCUGGGGAUUACUAUGUUACAGUUGUGGAAGAUGUGACCCUAGGACAAAUUGUUGCUACGGCAACUCUGAUAAUAGAACAUAAAUUUAUCCAUUCAUGUGCUAAGAGAGGGAGAGUAGAAGACGUCGUUGUUAGUGAUGCGUGCAGAGGGAAGCAGCUCGGCAAACUGUUAUUAUCAACUCUGACUUUGCUAAGCAAGAAGCUGAACUGUUACAAGAUCACCCUUGAAUGUCUACCACAAAACGUUGGCUUCUACCAAAAGUUUGGCUAUACAGUGUCUGAAGAGAAUUACAUGUGUCGGAGGUACCUAAAGUAAAGAACACCAUCAAGAUAAUGCUCUGGGGCUUUCCUGUUCAGCUGCAGCCCAGUGAGCGCCAUUCCUUCUAGACUGGAAGCAACUGUAGUAGUGACACAAGAGCAUGCCUGUGGCUGCUGCGGCUGCUCUGCUUCACAAGAAUACAGAUGAUCAUAAAGGGGAUGAUUUUUAACCAAAGGAAUAUAUUUUCUACUUGAAUCUUUUCUUUCAUUGUAUUUUUCUAAAGUUUGUCUUCAUUUCUGAAGUAGUCAAGAGGAAGGGUGGUAAAGAGUUGUAUCUGCUCUGUGCUGCUCAUUUCUAAAUGUGUGUAUAUAUACUGAAUAAGGCUUUUAUCACAUGAAAUUAUCUUUGCCUCAUAUACCUAAAUAGACUUAAGGGUGUGUCAUUUCUCACAUUGUAGGGAGCUGGACACAUCUAUUGU
Alexandromys fortis (reed vole) is the source of this 1342-nucleotide messenger RNA. It is a transcript of the gene Gnpnat1, whose product is annotated as glucosamine-phosphate N-acetyltransferase 1. Gene Ontology annotation, cellular component: Golgi apparatus; endoplasmic reticulum-Golgi intermediate compartment; endoplasmic reticulum. Gene Ontology annotation, biological process: UDP-N-acetylglucosamine biosynthetic process. Gene Ontology annotation, molecular function: glucosamine 6-phosphate N-acetyltransferase activity; monosaccharide binding. Lineage: Eukaryota; Metazoa; Chordata; Mammalia; Rodentia; Cricetidae. The transcript is spliced from 7 exons. The coding region runs from base 367 to 921 and encodes 184 amino acids. The record is from RefSeq and is a predicted model, not a curated record.